Oncorhynchus tshawytscha (Chinook salmon) is the source of this 3131-nucleotide messenger RNA. Its product is annotated as rap1 GTPase-activating protein 2-like. The transcript is spliced from 25 exons. The record is from RefSeq and is a predicted model, not a curated record. The coding region runs from base 266 to 2425 and encodes 719 amino acids. Gene Ontology annotation, biological process: regulation of small GTPase mediated signal transduction; activation of GTPase activity. Gene Ontology annotation, molecular function: GTPase activator activity. Lineage: Eukaryota; Metazoa; Chordata; Actinopteri; Salmoniformes; Salmonidae. Gene Ontology annotation, cellular component: plasma membrane; cytoplasm.
UGGAGGGAGAGACUAGGCAGGUGUUAAGCUCAUACUGUGUGAGAGAGUGAACGAGAGAGAGGGAACCAGGGAGUGAGAGAGAUAGAGAGAGAAAAACAGUGAGGGCAUGGUAAAAAGGCUAAAGCGCUAACUGAAUAGAUAGAAGGCUGGAGGCAGACGACACAUAGUGGUGGUAGAGAGAGAGAGAGAGAGAGAUUGUUGUAAGACUAAGAAUUUCAAGAGAAGCAGACACAGAAUCCCAGAGAGAGAAAGAGACGUAAACACCAUGCUAAGGAGGAAGAGGAGUGUGUCCUUCGGAGGGUUUGGAUGGAUUGAUAAGAGUACGGUCAGUGCACUCAGAGCACGGAAGCAGGAGAGAGAGCUGCUGACCAUCUCUAAUGUUCCCCUGGCAGACUGCCCCCCCUCUCCUCCGCGCACCGCACCCCCCACCAUGAAGUCUGCCCAUUUCUUCGACAUGAUGGAGAAGAUGGAGCAGGUACCAGAGGUAGCAGAAAAAACAGUGGCUGGUCCUCAGAGACUGAAGGAUGACUACAUCCCAUACCCCAGGAUAGAGGAGGUGCUGGAGAGGGGUGGGCCGUACCCCCAGGUGAUCCUGCCAGAGUUUGGGGGAUACUGGAUUGAGGACCCUGACGCCCUCGUCCCCACACCUCCUUCUCGGUACCCCAGCCUGUGUGACAGGGGGGACGAUGGAGGGGGAGGAGAAGGGGAAGAGGGGGACGCUGCCCUAGUGGGUUAUGGGUACCGGCUGGAGAGUAACGACGCAGCACGCGCCUACAGGAAGCACUUCCUGGGCAAGGACCACCUGAAUUUUUACUGCACGGCCAGUUGUCAUGGCAACCUCAUUCUGUCUGUGAAACAUGAGGAAGUGAAGAGUCAGGAGUAUCUGCAUGUCAUCCUCAGGUCUAGGAUGAAAACAAUGUAUGAUAGGAUCUCUCUAGCAGAACUUCCUGAGCUGCCUAGUGUCCCUCAACUAGCCAAGCUGCUGUGUGAGGAUGCUGUUGGUCUCAGAUUCACUCCAGUUCUGUAUCCCAAGGCCUCCCAACUUAUAGUGAGCUAUGAUGAACAUGAGGUGAACACCACCUUCAAGUUUGGGGUCAUUUACCAGAGGUUUGGACAGGUUUCGGAGGAAGAGUUGUUUAGAAACAGUGAGGAGACACCAGCCUUCACUGAGUUCCUCAGUUUACUGGGAGAGACUGUAGACCUACAGGACUUUAAAGGGUUCCGUGGUGGUCUGGAUGUGUGUCAUGGUCAGACAGGCUCACAGUCGGUCUACACAGACUACAGAGAACAGGAGAUCAUGUUCCAUAUCUCUACCAAGCUGCCCUACACAGAGGGAGACAGGCAACAGCUGCAGAGGAAGCGACACAUAGGAAAUGACAUCGUAGGAGUGGUGUUCCAGGAAGAGGCCACACCCUUCGUAGCAGACAUGAUCGCCUCAAACUUCCUCCACGCCUUCAUACUGGUGCAGGUGGACAACCCCUGUACCCAACAAACCACCUACAAGGUGUCAGUCACGGCCCGAGAGGGUGUACCUUCAUUUGGCCCGCCCCUCCCCAGUCCUGCAGUGUUUAAAAAGGGUCCAGAGUUCAGAGAGUAUCUUCUCACUAAGUUGAUCAAUGCAGAGAAUGCCUGCUACAAGAGUGACAGAUUCGCCAGGCUGGAGGAGCGAACGCGGGCGGCCCUGCUCGAUGGUCUACAUGACGAGCUGCACAGACACACUCAGCGCAUGCUGGGAGUGGGCAUCGGCCCCGAGGAGGAGCGGGCGGAGAAUGGACAUGGCCACGGAGGACUGCUGGAGUCCAUCAAGAGGGCGAUGCGAGGAAGGAGUGUCUCCAUGGAGAUGAUGGCAAAGGGUGGAGGAGGUGGCCUGUCCACCAGUCUGAGUGGAGGGGUUCUGCCCCACAGCAGCUCUGAUGCAACUAAUGUUAAGUCUCCAGUGAAACGUCGCUCUGGUCUUUUCCCUCGUCUGCUCAGUAUAGACAGCCAGACAGAGAGACAUAACCACAAUCAUCGCAGUCUCCAUAGUGACCAGAGAAGCUUUGAUACUGGCCACCCCACGCAGGAAGUGAGGUCAGAGACCCUCUCUAACCCCAGCUCACCAGAGGCCUCCCUUAAGGAAAGGCCCAGCAGUGUAAAGUUGAAUGAGUGCAGUGCAAGCAGGACAAACGUCUCACACUCCUCAUCUAGUACAAGUAGCUUCAGCAGUGCAGCAGGAGAGGGAGAGGCCACCGACACUGACCCUAACACCCUGGCACCCUCAGUGUUCCUUUCUGUUCACAGCCCCUCCCUCACUGUUGAAGGUCAGAGUUCAGGGACCCCUGUCAUUAUGUGUCGCAGCCCCACUGAGUUAAAGAAUAAGAGUUCUCCUAGAUCCAACUUGAAGUUCCGUUUUGAUAAAUUGAGUCACUCUGCGACAGGACACUAGGUGACAGAUGUGGGAUGAGAGAGAGAUAAAACAGUUCAAAUGGGAUGGAGGUAUGAAGGGCAGUACAUUAGGGAUGGGUGGAGAGAAAUAACAAGAGAGAGAAGGCCCCUCCAACCUGAGGAAGAGGUUGAAAGAAGAGAAAUGGCUCAAGAUGGAUGAUUCGGUACAAACACUACAGUGGAAGUUUUAGGCCCAGGCAAAGCUGUGCUCUGCCUAGUGGAUAAUGUUCCUUUCAUAUUCAGCUGUCUGUGUGGUUGUUUCCUGAACACUGAUCAAAGUUCUAUGAGUUGCUCUAACAUGGGUCCUUGUCAGCAACUGCACUGCAUUCAAUACCACACAGAACUGUAAGCCAUAGAUUCAAUUCAACAUCACUAAGGCCAGGAGUUUUUCCUGACCAUGUGGUCUAACCAGGAAAAACUCUGGCCAUAGGCAUCACCAAUGGAGGCAAUAUUGAUGUCUAGACCGCCAUUCUUGGAAAGGGAAAAAAAAUCAUGGCUUGUCAUACAAAUGUUACAAUCUGAGGGUCCCUGGAAUUUCUACACUGAACAAAAAUAUAAAAGCAACAUGUAAAGUGUUGGUCCCAUGUUUCAUUAGCUGAAAUAAGAUCCCUGAACGACACGCACAAAAAUAUGAUUUCUCUAAAAUGUUGAGCUCAAAUGUGUUUACAUCCCUGUUACUGAGCAUUUCUCCUUUACCAAGAUAAUCC